CCCACGGGCAGCGUGAGGACAGCCCAGGCCCCAGAGGCAGGAUGAGAAGAUGGCAAACUUGCUGUUACCUCGGGGCCCCGGCAGCUUCCGCAGGUUCACCCGGGAGUCCCUGGCGGCCAUCGAGAAGCGCAUGGCGGAGAAGCAGGCCCGAGGCUCGGCCACCCUGCAGGAGAGCCGUGAGGGGCUGCCCCAGGAGGAGGCUGUGCCCCGGCCCCAGCUGGACCUGCAGGCCUCCAAGAAGCUACCUGACCUGUAUGGCAACCCACCCCGAGAGCUCAUUGGGGAACCCCUGGAGGACCUGGACCCAUUCUACAGCACCCAGAAGACCUUCAUCGUGCUCAACAAGGGCAAGACCAUCUUCCGCUUCAGCGCCACCAAUGCCCUGUACAUCCUUAGCCCCUUCCACCCCAUCCGCCGAGCAGCCGUGAAGGUCCUGGUUCACACCCUCUUCAGCCUGCUCAUCAUGUGUACCAUCCUGACCAACUGCGUGUUCAUGGCCCAGCACGACCCCCCGCCCUGGACCAAGUAUGUCGAGUACACCUUCACAGCCAUUUACACCUUUGAGUCCCUGGUCAAGAUCCUGGCCCGAGGCUUCUGCCUGCACGCGUUUACCUUCCUACGAGACCCAUGGAACUGGCUGGACUUCAGCGUGAUUGUCAUGGCAUACACAACUGAAUUUGUGGACCUGGGCAAUGUCUCGGCCCUACGCACCUUCCGAGUCCUGCGGGCCCUGAAAACUAUAUCAGUCAUUUCAGGCCUGAAGACCAUCGUGGGGGCGCUGAUCCAAUCAGUGAAGAAACUGGCCGACGUGAUGGUCCUGACCGUCUUCUGCCUCAGCGUCUUCGCACUCAUUGGCCUGCAGCUGUUCAUGGGCAACCUGAGGCACAAGUGCGUGCGCAACUUCACUGAGCUCAAUGGCACCAAUGGCUCCAUACAGGCCAAUGACGCCGAUGGCCUGGUCUGGGACUCACUGGACCUCUACCUCAACGACCCAGAUAACUACCUGCUGAAGAAUGGCACCUCCGAUGUGUUGCUAUGUGGGAAUAGCUCCGACGCUGGGACGUGCCCCGAGGGCUACCGGUGCCUCAAGGCAGGUGAGAACCCUGACCACGGCUACACUAGCUUCGAUUCCUUCGCCUGGGCCUUCCUUGCUCUGUUCCGCCUCAUGACGCAGGACUGCUGGGAGCGCCUCUACCAGCAGACCCUGAGGUCUGCUGGGAAGAUCUACAUGAUCUUCUUCAUGCUUGUCAUCUUCCUGGGCUCCUUCUACCUGGUGAACCUGAUCCUGGCUGUGGUCGCCAUGGCUUAUGAGGAGCAAAACCAAGCCACCAUCGCCGAGACUGAGGAGAAGGAAAAGCGCUUCCAAGAGGCCAUGGAGAUGCUGAAGAAAGAACAUGAGGCCCUCACCAUCCGGGGUGUGGAUACCGUGUCCCGUAGCUCCCUGGAGAUGUCCCCGUUGGCCCUGGUGGCCAACCACGAGAAAAGAAGCAAGAGAAAAAAGCGGCUGUCCUCGGGAACAGAGGAGUGUCCCAAAUCGGACUCAGAUGAUGGCCCCAUAGUCCUGAAUCAUCUUGGCCUCACCCGUGGCCCCAGCAGGAUGUCCGUGCGGCCACGCUCCAGCCGCGGGAGCAUUUUCACCUUUCGUCGGCGAGACCUGGGCUCCGAGACCGAUUUUGCAGAUGAUGAAAACAGCACAGCAGGGGACAGCGAGAGCCACCGCACAUCCUUGCUGGUACCCUGGCCCCUGCGCCGGCCUAGCACCCAGGGACAGCCCAGUGCUGGCCACGCCCUCAAUGGCAAAAGGAACAGCACUGUGGACUGCAAUGGGGUGGUCUCCCUGCUGGGAGCUGGAGACCCUGAGGCCACAUCCCCAGGGAGCCGCCUCCUCCGCCUUGGGGUGCUGGAGCGCCCCCCGGACACGACUACGCCAUCAGAGGAGCCAGCUGGGCCUCAAAUAGUGACUCCCCAGGCUCCAGGUGUGGAUGGCUGUGAAGAGCCAGGAGCACGACAACGAGCUCUCAGCGCCGUCAGUGUCCUCACCAGCGCACUGGAAGAGUUGGAAGAGUCUCACCGCAAGUGCCCCCCAUGCUGGAACCACUUCGCCCAGCGUUACCUGAUCUGGGAGUGCUGUCCCCUGUGGAUGUCCAUCAAGCAGAAGGUGAAGUUCGUGGUCAUGGACCCCUUUGCUGACCUCACCAUCACCAUGUGCAUCGUGCUCAAUACGCUGUUCAUGGCACUGGAGCACUACAACAUGACUGCUGAAUUUGAGGAGAUGCUACAGGUCGGAAAUCUGGUCUUCACUGGCAUCUUCACGGCGGAAAUGACCUUCAAGAUCAUUGCCCUUGACCCCUACUACUACUUCCAGCAGGGCUGGAACAUCUUUGACAGCAUUAUCGUCAUCCUGAGCCUCAUGGAGUUGGGCCUGUCCCGCAUGGGCAACCUGUCGGUGCUGCGCUCCUUCCGCCUGCUACGGGUCUUCAAGCUGGCCAAAUCGUGGCCCACCUUGAACACGCUCAUCAAGAUCAUUGGGAACUCGGUGGGAGCGCUGGGGAACUUGACGCUGGUGCUGGCCAUCAUCGUGUUCAUCUUUGCCGUGGUGGGCAUGCAGCUCUUCGGGAAGAACUACUCAGAGCUGAGGCAUCGCAUCAGUGACUCAGGCUUGCUGCCUCGCUGGCACAUGAUGGAUUUCUUCCAUGCCUUCCUCAUCAUCUUCCGCAUCCUCUGUGGCGAGUGGAUUGAGACCAUGUGGGACUGCAUGGAAGUGUCUGGGCAGUCUCUGUGCCUGCUGGUCUUCCUGCUUGUUAUGGUCAUUGGCAACCUUGUGGUCCUGAACCUCUUCCUGGCCUUGCUGCUCAGUUCCUUCAGCGCAGACAACCUCACGGCCCCGGAUGAGGACGGCGAGAUGAACAACCUGCAGCUGGCCCUGGCCCGCAUCCAGCGGGGCCUGCGCUUCCUCAAACGGACCACCCGGGACUGCUGCUGCAGGCUCCUGCGGCGGCCACCCAAGCCCACAGCCCCUGCCAUCCGUGGUCCAAUGCCCAGCUGCGUGGCCUCCUCUGGCUCCCCACCACCCCCAGAGGCGGAGAAACCACCCCCAGCGCGCAAGGAAACACGGUUCGAGGAAGGCAGACGGCCGGGUGAGGGUGUCCCCGGGGACCUAGAGCCCGUGUGUGUCCCCAUUGCUGUGGCUGAAUCGGACACAGAUGACCCAGAGGAAGAUGAGGAGAAUAGCCUGAGCGCUGAGGAGGAGACCAGCAGGCAGGAAUCCCAGCCUUUGUCUGGUGACCCAGAGGGCGCCCCGGAGCCCCGGGUCUGGAGCCAGGUGUCCGAGAUGGCCUCCUCCGAGGCCGAGGCCAGUGCAUCUCAGGCCAGCUGGCUGCAGCAGCGGCAAGCAGAGCCCCAGGCCCCAGGGCACCACGAGGUCCAUGAGGACAGCUACUCAGAGGGCAGCACGGCUGAUAUGACCAACACCGCUGAUCUGAUAGAACAGAUCCCUGACCUUGGCAAUGACGUGCAAGACCCGGAGGAUUGCUUCACCGAAGGCUGUGUCCGGCGCUGUCCCUGCUGCGCGGUGGACAUCACACAGGGCCCAGGAAAGGUGUGGUGGCGGCUGCGCAAGACCUGCUACCGCAUCGUGGAGCACAGCUGGUUCGAGACCUUCAUCAUCUUCAUGAUCCUGCUCAGCAGUGGAGCACUGGCCUUCGAGGAUAUCUACCUGGAUGAGCGCAAGACCAUCAAGGCCUUGCUGGAGUACGCCGACAAAAUGUUCACCUAUGUCUUCGUGCUGGAGAUGCUGCUCAAGUGGGUGGCGUACGGCUUCAAGAAGUACUUCACCAACGCCUGGUGCUGGCUGGACUUCCUCAUCGUGGACGUCUCGCUCAUCAGCCUGGUGGCCAACACUCUUGGCUUUGCUGAGAUGGGUCCCAUCAAGUCACUGAGGACUCUGCGUGCACUACGGCCCCUGAGGGCCUUGUCCCGAUUUGAGGGCAUGAGGGUGGUGGUCAAUGCCCUGGUGGGAGCCAUCCCGUCCAUCAUGAACGUCCUGCUCGUCUGCCUCAUCUUCUGGCUCAUCUUCAGCAUCAUGGGCGUGAACCUCUUCGCGGGGAAAUUUGGGAGAUGCAUCAACCAGACAGAAGGAGACCUGCCACUCAACCACACAGUCGUGAACAACAAGAGCGAGUGUGAGUCCUUCAACGUGACCGGCGAGUUGUACUGGACAAAGGUGAAAGUCAAUUUUGACAACGUGGGAGCCGGGUACCUGGCCCUCCUGCAGGUGGCAACGUUCAAGGGCUGGAUGGACAUCAUGUAUGCAGCUGUAGACUCCAGGGGGUAUGAAGAGCAGCCCCAGUGGGAGUACAACCUCUACAUGUACAUCUACUUCGUGGUCUUCAUCAUCUUCGGGUCUUUCUUCACCUUGAACCUUUUCAUCGGUGUCAUCAUUGACAACUUCAACCAGCAGAAGAAGAAGUUAGGGGGCCAAGACAUCUUCAUGACGGAGGAGCAGAAGAAGUACUACAAUGCCAUGAAGAAGCUGGGCUCCAAGAAGCCUCAGAAGCCCAUCCCCCGGCCCCUGAACAAGUACCAGGGCUUCAUUUUCGACAUCGUGACCAAGCAGGCCUUCGACGUCACCAUCAUGUUUCUCAUCUGCCUGAACAUGGUCACCAUGAUGGUGGAGACAGACGACCAGAGCCCUGAGAAGGUCAACAUCUUAGCCAAGAUCAACCUGCUCUUCGUAGCCAUUUUCACGGGCGAGUGCAUCAUCAAGAUGGCUGCCCUGCGCCACUACUACUUCACCAAUAGCUGGAACAUCUUCGACUUCGUGGUGGUCAUCCUCUCCAUCGUGGGCACCGUGCUCUCGGACAUUAUCCAGAAGUACUUCUUCUCCCCAACACUGUUCCGGGUGAUCCGCCUGGCACGCAUCGGCCGCAUCCUCAGGCUGAUCCGCGGGGCCAAGGGCAUCCGCACCCUGCUCUUCGCCCUCAUGAUGUCCCUGCCUGCCCUCUUCAACAUCGGCCUGCUGCUCUUCCUCGUCAUGUUCAUCUACUCCAUCUUCGGCAUGGCCAACUUCGCCUAUGUCAAGUGGGAGGCCGGCAUCGACGACAUGUUCAACUUCCAGACCUUCGCCAACAGCAUGCUGUGCCUCUUCCAGAUCACCACGUCGGCCGGCUGGGAUGGCCUCCUCAGCCCCAUCCUCAACACGGGACCCCCUUACUGCGACCCCAACCUGCCCAACAGUAGCGGCUCCCGGGGCAACUGCGGGAGCCCGGCUGUGGGCAUCCUCUUUUUCACCACUUACAUCAUCAUCUCUUUCCUCAUCGUGGUCAACAUGUACAUCGCCAUCAUCCUGGAGAACUUCAGCGUGGCCACUGAGGAGAGCACGGAGCCCCUGAGCGAGGACGACUUCGACAUGUUCUAUGAGAUCUGGGAGAAGUUCGACCCUGAGGCCACACAGUUCAUCGAGUACUCGGCCCUGUCUGACUUCGCUGACGCCCUGUCGGAGCCACUGCGCAUUGCCAAGCCUAACCAGAUCAGCCUCAUCAACAUGGACCUGCCCAUGGUGAGCGGGGACCGAAUCCACUGCAUGGACAUCCUUUUUGCCUUCACCAAGAGGGUCCUGGGUGAGUCCGGGGAGAUGGACGCCCUGAAGAUUCAGAUGGAAGAGAAGUUCAUGGCGGCCAACCCGUCCAAGAUCUCCUACGAGCCCAUCACCACCACACUGCGGCGCAAGCAUGAGGAGGUGUCUGCCACCGUCAUCCAGCGGGCCUUCCGCAGGCACCUGCUGCAGCGCUCCGUGAGGCAUGCCUCCUUCCUCUUCCGGCAGCGGGCCAGCAGCGGGGGCCCCUCUGACGAAGAUGCCCCGGAACGCGAGGGCCUCAUCGCCUAUGUGCUAAACAGCAACUUCUCCCAGCACCUUGGCCCACCCUCCGGAGACUCCUCCGUCUCCUCCACAUCCUCGCCACCUUCCUACGACAGCGUCACAAGGGCCACCAGUGACAACCUCCAGGUGCGGGCAUCAGACUACAGCCGCAGUGAAGAUCUCGCCGACUUCCCCCCAUCCCCAGACAGGGACCGCGAGUCUGUUGUGUGAGCCUGGCCACCCCCAUCACCCCACACACUGCAGACUCCCAAGCUUUGGUUCCGGGGCUGAAGGGGGCAGCCCGCGGGCCUGGUGGCUCCCAGGAGCAGAGGCCAGUGGUGUGGGCAGCUGGACCUAUACAGUUGGGGGCAGGGGAGCCCCACCAGUGCCAGUGGCCUGACCUAGUUUGGGGGGCUCUGAGAGGCACGCUUUCUGCCAGCUGUUGAAGUGAGACAGAAAACUUAGACUGUACAUGUUGUGAAUGGGCUUUCAUAAAUUUAUUAUAUUUGAUAUUUUUUUACUGGAGCAGAGAACUAACUGUUUUUGUGUCCCCUCCCCCCUUGUGGGCACUAAUGCCUCCUGCUGCCUCCUCGCCCACGGAGCAGACACACUCUGUGUGCAGAGCAGAUGUGGGGUCUCGUGGGGCUGCCCAGGGAUGGCCCAGGGUUCACCUGCCAGGAGGGCUGAGCCCCCUCACUCACUCACGUGUCCGCACACUCCUCCCCACAGGAAGACCAGACACAGGCUGGCAGCCAGUGGCCACCUGCGCCCCCACUCGGCCAUGGGCCUGCCCUGGCCAGCACUCUCCCCAUGGUCCUACUCUGUGGGCUUUUUGAGCAGCCAUGUUGGGUCAGUUGGGGCCCCAGGCCUUAUCCCUUUACCAGAGUAUUAAUGGGCACGAGACGGCCCCCACUCACAGCCAGACACAUGCUGGUCCU
Molecule: messenger RNA, 6795 nt
Organism: Ochotona curzoniae (black-lipped pika)
Lineage: Eukaryota; Metazoa; Chordata; Mammalia; Lagomorpha; Ochotonidae
Gene: SCN5A
Product: sodium voltage-gated channel alpha subunit 5
Exons: 27
Coding region: 50-6088 (2012 amino acids)
Biological process (GO): regulation of heart rate; neuronal action potential; AV node cell action potential
Cellular component (GO): plasma membrane; voltage-gated sodium channel complex; axon
Molecular function (GO): voltage-gated sodium channel activity involved in cardiac muscle cell action potential
Source: RefSeq, a predicted model, not a curated record